Messenger RNA from Rhizoctonia solani, 606 nucleotides. RefSeq names its product DNA-directed RNA polymerase II subunit RPB4. The coding region runs from base 1 to 606 and encodes 201 amino acids. NCBI's taxonomy places the organism in Eukaryota, Fungi, Basidiomycota, Agaricomycetes, Cantharellales, Ceratobasidiaceae. Gene Ontology annotation, cellular component: RNA polymerase III complex. Gene Ontology annotation, biological process: transcription initiation at RNA polymerase III promoter. Gene Ontology annotation, molecular function: nucleotide binding. The record is from RefSeq and is a predicted model, not a curated record. The transcript is spliced from 5 exons.
AUGGAGGUCAUUAGCAAAAAUUCAGCACUACUUUCAAACUAUGAGGUGCUCGCGCUGCUCCGCGAGUUGGAGUCGGAGCAACUUGCGAAAGCGCGUUCUCACUUGGCCGCAAAAAAGGAAGAAGAAGGUGCUGCUCUGAGCGGUCACCCUAUCCCACCGGUCGCUGGCAAUCCAAUCCAAGACGAGGUUCCGCAGAAUUUGCGCACCAUCGAGGUCGAGCUUAUUUCCCACUUGAGAGAUAUGUAUCCUCUCAUGCAGAGGCAGAACGAUGUUGCCAUCCGUAAUCUCACCCGAUCCCUGGGCAAAUUUUCUCUCACCAAAAGCGAAAAACUUCAAAUCGUUAAUUUGGCACCUCGCCAAUUGGUCGAACUCUAUGUGAUUGUCGAAAACUUGGAAGAUAGAUUCAGCGAUGAAGAACUAACCGAAAUGCUGCAAUUGGUCGAACAGUCGUUUUUAAUUGCACCUGUCUCCGCCUUGGAAGAAAAUCAAACGGCACAAGCUCCGGUGGUGGAAGAGAGCAACGAGGGCGAUGCGAUGGAAAAUUACUUUGUUCAUGAAGCUCCAGGAGGCCAAGAUGAUCUUGAAAUGGACGAUACGGAGGAAUAA